Caenorhabditis remanei is the source of this 2706-nucleotide messenger RNA. RefSeq lists its product as uncharacterized. Bases 1 to 2706 code for a protein of 901 amino acids. Gene Ontology annotation, biological process: positive regulation of transcription by RNA polymerase I. Gene Ontology annotation, molecular function: RNA binding; ATP binding. The transcript has 11 exons. Gene Ontology annotation, cellular component: nucleolus; intracellular anatomical structure. The record is from RefSeq and is a predicted model, not a curated record. Lineage: Eukaryota; Metazoa; Nematoda; Chromadorea; Rhabditida; Rhabditidae.
AUGGAUGUCAAUGGUAAUUUUCCGGCGUGGAAAAAGAAAAAGCGAAAGUUUAAAAUUGGAAAAGACGGGCAAAAAAUCAAGUUAAAACCCAGUGUUCCGAUUUCGGUGUUUCCCAAAUCAGCGCAGACAAAUGGAGUAAUUCGUCAAAGUGGAGGACAAGAAUCGAAUAUAUCAGCAUCUUUAACGAUUAAAAAGAAGAAAAAGUUCAAGAAAAAUAAGAACAAGCAAAAUGGAACUGCGGUUGAGAUGAAAGAUGAAUUCAUGACGUCGUCUGUUCAAUUGACAAAUGGAGUUUUGACCAAGAAAGCUAAAGUUGAAUUGAAGACGAUACCUUCCCUAUUGAGAGUUGUGGAAAAACCUGCAACUCCAGUUCGUUCCAUCUCAAAUCUCUUUGCUUCUCAAUCCGAUUCUAAAGUCAACUAUUCUGAAAAGCCUGCACAACCUGUAAAGUCAUCGUUACUAGGAACUCCAGUUCCUUCUGUUUCCAAGACCACAAUUUCUAAGUCAUCCGUUGCUCGAACGAUUGCUUUCACACCGAGUAAAGAUAAUGUCAAGUCAACUCCGCCGUCAACCCCGAAAUUCGUUCCAAACUCUGAGAAAUUCACUCGUCCUCAACUCCCUAUUGACGUUGUAGAGCAACAAUUGAUGUAUGAGUUGGCAUCACAAGAGACUCUUAUUGUUAUCGGAGAAACUGGAUCCGGAAAAUCGACGCAAGUUCCUCAGUUAUGCGUUCGUGCUGGAAUUGCUGAAAAAGGUGCGAUCGCUGUGACAGAACCUCGACGUGUGGCAGCAGUGUCUCUUGCUGCUCGAGUUGCUGUUGAAAUGGGAACGGAUAUCGGUGGAGUCGUUGGUUAUCAUGUUCGAUUUGAGAAUGCCACAACGCAUAAAACGAAGAUUGAGUAUAUGACUGAUGGAAUCGUUUUGAGAAAAGCCCUCGUCUCACCACUUCUUGACAAAUACUCGACUGUAAUCAUCGAUGAGGCUCACGAACGGAGUCUCCAUUCAGACGUUCUUAUGUGCAUCCUGAAAAAAUGUCAAGAGCAGCGAAGAGAAUCAAAGAAUCCCCUCCGACUUAUUAUCAUGUCUGCCACACUUCAAGCUGACAAGUUCCAGGCUUAUUUUGAUAAUGCGAAGGUCGUUUUGGUAGCUGGACGGACGUUCCCAAUCGAAGUUUUCCAUGUGAAUCCGAAAAUUAACAAAUCGUUUUCUUCCACUGAUUACGUGUACAAUACGGUUAUUUGUGUGAAACAUGUUCAUUUGAAUGAGCCUAAAGGCCAUGAUAUACUGGUAUUCCUUACGGGAAGUGAAGAAAUUGAAGCUGUUGCUCAUCAACUUGCUGAACUCAAUGGAUCUCUUCCAGCAUCUGCAGAUUUCAUUCUGCCUGUUCCACUUUAUGCAGCUCUUCGGCCUGAAAAACAAAAAGAAGCAUUCAGAAAAACUCCACAGGGUGCCCGGAAAGUGAUCAUUUCUACUAAUAUCGCUGAAACUUCUGUUACGAUUCCGGGAAUUCGAGUAGUGAUUGAUUCCGGAAAAGUUAAAUCCAAACGAUUCGAAGCCACAAAUCGUAUCGAUGUUCUGAAAGUUCACAACGUGAGCAAAGCCCAAGCGAAACAACGAGCUGGAAGAGCUGGAAGAGAUGCGCCUGGAAAAUGUUACAGAUUAUACUCUCGCGAAGAUUUCCACAAGUUUGAGACCGAAAAUAUGCCAGAAAUCUUACGAUGCAAUUUGUCAGCAACAUUCCUCGAAUUGAUGAAACUUGGUAUGAAGAAUCCACAUCGUUUGCAACUUCUCGAUCCACCAGAGCCGGAGAAUAUCGAUGCAGCACUUUUGGAGCUUACUUCUCUCGGCGCUAUCAAACCAAUAACUUCGGACCGAAACAAGUUUAUUCUAACAGAUAUGGGAAAUUCCUUCUGUAUGUAUCCAUUGCCACCAGAUCAUGCGAGAGUACUUUUUCAAGCUCAAAAAGAGGGAUGUAUCAUGGAAGCUAUCAAAAUCAUCGCUGCAAUGCAGACAGAUGCUCUGUUUUCCGGUGGAAGUGAUUCGAAAAGUGAUCUCGAUGUGGAGAGAAUCAGAAGACGAUUUGAGACGAGAGAAGGAGAUCAUAUCACUUUGCUCAAGCUUGUUCUGUUAACCAAUAACUUCUUCGAUCAACUGAAUUCCAAAACGGAAGCUGAUGCACGGUACAACAAAUCAAACAAAUCGUUAGAACGAGAGUACAACGAAGCGAUCAGGAAAUUCUGCAAUGACAAUAUGAUCAACGAGCAGCACUUGAAGACUGCAUCAAUGAUUGAAGAUCAGUUGAAAGAGAUUGCUGUUGAACAAAACGUUCCAUUCUCAACGUGUGGUGCAGAUUUCUCGAAGAUUCGGAAGUCUAUCGCCGUCGGAAUGUUUUUGAAUAGUUGUGAAUAUGAUCGGCAAGAAGAUCGAUAUCGAUUGAUGAUCAAUCCGGCGAUCACACUGAAAAUCCAUCCGUCUUCGUGUCUUUCCAGAUCCAAACCCGCGUAUAUCGUGUUUUCGGAGUUGAUGAAGACUAAUGAUCUCUAUGCAUUACAAGUCACAUUAAUCGACGCUGACUGGGUUCGACCACUAAUCACUGAACACAAAAAGAUUCGUAAAAACCAUCUGGCUGAAAGUGCUCAACGCAUUCAACAGAUCGCUCAAGUCGAACCAAAAGCCAAAAAGCCGAAGCUUAAUACAACGUUAUGA